Molecule: messenger RNA, 1702 nt
Organism: Drosophila sulfurigaster albostrigata
Lineage: Eukaryota; Metazoa; Arthropoda; Insecta; Diptera; Drosophilidae
Gene: park
Product: E3 ubiquitin-protein ligase parkin
Exons: 6
Coding region: 85-1530 (481 amino acids)
Biological process (GO): positive regulation of proteasomal ubiquitin-dependent protein catabolic process; negative regulation of protein phosphorylation; autophagy of mitochondrion
Cellular component (GO): Golgi apparatus; cytoplasm; endoplasmic reticulum
Molecular function (GO): ubiquitin conjugating enzyme binding; ubiquitin protein ligase activity; zinc ion binding
Source: RefSeq, a predicted model, not a curated record
GGUCACACUACAACAAAUAAAACAGCUUUGAUAAAGCUCUUAAGAAUUUAGAUAAUGUUUUUUUUAUUAGUGCUCAAUAUAUAAAUGAGUUUUAUUUUCAAAUUUGUUGCUGCAAUCAUACGCAAAAUGCUGGAGCUUUUGCAAAUUGGUGGAAAGCUAACGCACACACUAAGCAUCUAUGUGAAAACAAACACGGGACGCACGUUGUCGGUCAACUUGGAGCCUCAGUGGGACAUCAAGAACGUCAAGGAACUGGUAGCUCCACAGCUGGGUUUGCAGCCAGAGGAGGUGAAGAUCAUAUUUGCCGGCAAGGAGCUCAGCGAUGCGACCACCAUUGAGCAAUGUGAUCUGGGACAGCAGAGUGUGUUGCAUGCGAUACGAUUGCGUCCGCCACUGCAGAGAGAGCGUCAGUCCAGCACAUUGGUGGAGGAGGAACCCAGUGUGGUGGAAGAGCAGCCAUCGAAGCCACUCAAUGAAACGUUGCUCGAUCUGCAGCUGGAAAGCGAGGAGCGUCUCAACAUUACCGACGAAGAGCGUGUACGAGCCAAGGCGCAUUUUUUUGUCCAUUGCGGACAAUGCGAGAAGCUCUGUAAGGGAAAACUGCGUGUGCGAUGUGCUCUAUGCAAAGGCGGCGCCUUCACUGUACAUCGGGAUCCCGAGUGCUGGGAUGAUGUGCUAAAGCCGAGACGCAUUCGCGGACAUUGUGAGAGCCUUGAGAUUGCGUGCGUGGACAACGAAGCUGGUGAUUUGCCUUAUGCUGAGUUCUAUUUCAAGUGUGCCGAACAUGUUUCAGGCGGUGAAAAGGAUUUCGCAGUCCCCUUAAAUUUGAUUAAGAACAACAUCAAGGAUGUGCCCUGUUUGGCCUGCACCGAUGUGAGUGAAACGGUUCUGGUCUUUACUUGCGCCUCACAGCACGUCACCUGCAUCGAUUGCUUCCGCGACUAUUGUCGCUCUCGUCUCAGCGAACGCCAAUUUAUGCCGCAUCCAGAUUUUGGUUAUACGUUGCCUUGCCCCGCUGGUUGUGAGCAUUCUUUCAUCGAGGAAAUUCAUCACUUUAAGCUGUUGUCACGCGAAGAAUACGAACGCUAUCAGCGCUUUGCCACCGAAGAGUUUGUGCUGCAGGCUGGCGGCGUGCUCUGUCCACAGCCGGGCUGUGGCAUGGGGCUGUUGGUGGAGCCUGAUUGCCGCAAGGUCACCUGCCAGAGCGGCUGUGGCUAUGUCUUCUGUCGCAAUUGCCUGCAAGGUUAUCACAUUGGCGAAUGCUUGCCCGAGGGUGCCGCUGGCAAUGCUCCAAAGUCAUGUGAUUACACGGUGGAUCCCAAUCGCGCUGCCGAAGCCCGUUGGGAGGAGGCCAGCAAUGUGACCAUCAAAGUCAGCACCAAACCCUGUCCAAAAUGUCGCACGCCCACGGAACGUGAUGGUGGCUGCAUGCACAUGGUCUGCACACGCGCUGGCUGCGGCUUCGAAUGGUGUUGGGUCUGUCAAACGGAAUGGACGCGUGACUGCAUGGGUGCCCAUUGGUUUGGUUAAGCGAAGCAUUCGCAUUGGCUUAAAGAUGAUAAUGCAAGUAGAAAUAACUUGAUUUUAUCUUUCAUUUAUGUUGUUGACUAUUCUGUAAAACGUUUUUUGCCUGUACGAAAGACUGUUAAAGUAACUACAAGUUAAAUUUGUAAAAUUGUUAAUAAACACAAGAGCAGCUCGA